Molecule: messenger RNA, 1232 nt
Organism: Saprolegnia diclina VS20
Lineage: Eukaryota; Oomycota; Saprolegniomycetes; Saprolegniales; Saprolegniaceae
Exons: 2
Coding region: 5-1174 (389 amino acids)
Source: RefSeq, a predicted model, not a curated record
CGCGAUGAAGGCGUCGAGCUUACUCUUCGUGGCUCUGGCCGCGGUGAGUACGAAUCACUAUGGAGUCGAUGCGCAGGCCAUCUGCAAGCAGCGCACGUGCACGACGGACACGGGGCUCUUUUGCGACCGAGCGCUCCAGACGUGCCCCGAAUGCAUGGGCGCCGACUCGAGCACGGGCACGACUGUGUGCAAGCCAACCAACUUUAUCGGCACCUGCAACGUCGUCGGCAUUGGUGGCUUUCAAAAGUGCGGCAAGUACACGCCACCGAGCUCGGGCUCUGGCUCCGGCUCGGGCUCUGGGGGCAUUACGCCCAAGCCGACGACCGUCAAGCCGACGCUUGCGCCGACGUUGGCGCCUACGACGCUGGCCCCGACGACGACAGAGCCUGUAGUGACGACGCUUGCGCCGACGACAACGCCGACGGCCACGACCAAGAAGCCGACCUCGACGACGCCAAAGACAACGCCCGCGACGACGACGAGCUCGUCGUCCGGCUCGGGGGCGACGCCGACGCCGACUGCAACGCCGUCGAAUGCUAACAACGCGCACCCCAACUCGACGACCGACUCGGGCAUUAACUGGGCUCUUUAUGGUGGGAUUGCCGGGGGUGCCGUCGUCUUGAUCGCGGUUGUUCUGGUUGUGGUCUUGAAGAUGAACAACCGCGACGACGAUGACGACGAUGAGCCGUACAAGCCGACGGCACCGGCGACGAGCCAGAACUACACGAGCACUGCGGCGGCCACGACGUACGAAGGUGGCAGCGCUGCUGUGGUUGCAGCCAACCUCCGCGCGCAAAUCGACGGUCAGAACCAGCCACAAGCGACGUACAACCCGUAUGGCAACAACAACAACAACCAGUCGCAGACCUACAACAACUACGGCCAGCAACCCCACGACAACUACAGCAACCCGCAGUCGUCGUACGCCCAACCCAACCAAUACAACAACACCAACAACCAUGGGUAUGCGCCUGCCCAGCAAGACUACACGGCCGUCUCGGUCGCGCCGGCGGCCAAGCCCCGCAGCGACGUCACGCACUCAGACGUCUGGGGCAACGUGCCGUCGAGCUACCAAGACGGCACACCGACGGCCAAGAACAAGCUCGCCCACCCGGCGCCGACCCAUGCCAGCGACGUGCGCGACAACGAGACGCGCCUCUCGGUUGAGUUUUAAACCGACGCAAACUGCUUUCCCCUUAACGUUGACGUGGCGUGUGUCUUGUGAAUCGAUA